GGGUGGGGGGGGACGGAGAGAGAAAGAGAACAGGAGCUUGUGAAGAGAAAGAGGGAGGGAGCUUCAGGCAGCGAGGCUGGACUACCGCUCAAACACUGCAGUCUUUCUUUUGCUUCUCUGAGGAAACUGUCUUUCUCUUCUCCCUGCCUGUCUCUCCUUCUUGUUCCUUCUUCUCUCGCUGCUUGGCCAUGACCCUGGUGGACACCUUGAUCUCCUUGCCCACCUAGAGAAGAGGAGAGAAGCAUUGUAGCGGAGGAGGGAGAGGCGAGAAGAAGGGACACCGCACACUUUGCCUCACUGAUGAGAGUCUGGAAAUUAAUUAACCGCCGUCAGCACAGAGGGGGGAGCGCAGAGAGGGGCUCAGAGUGAGGUGCAGGGAGAGAAUAAGAGGGAGUUGAAGAGGCUGAAUUGCUAGAUGUGUGAAGAAUAGGCUGUGGAGAGAGGCAGAGCAACCCCCAGACACUUUUCAGAGACAAAUAGGAGUUAGGGCAGAGGCAAAAUAAGCAAGGAGGAAAUUGUGCAAGGCAGGAAUUCAACAGGGAUACUAAUUCAAGAAGCCAAAGAAUGGUCCGCUCACACGCGUUAUUCAUUCCUUCAUGCUUCUUUUCAAUCUUUCUCUCACAUUCAUAACACCAUCCUUCCCUCCCAUCUCCUUGUCUUGUUUAGAUCUUUCUUUCUCUUUUUUUUUUUUUUUGCAUGUGAGCAAAAGCACAUCAACAUCCACAACCACAACCACAUGCUGAACACUCGACACGACUUGAGUGUAGCAUUUAAUUCUCAGUGGAUGUGAGAGAAGUUGAUUAGCUGAAGCAGGGGGUGCUGUUACCUCCCGGCAGAGAGCACCUGCUCAGGAAUCUCUCAUGAGACCAGGUAGGACGUUUCUGGAUCAUUUUGUCAGCCCGAAAGCAGCUGGAGAGGUCGAGUUGAAGCCCUCCAGUCAUUUACCUGAUUGAACCGUUACGAGAUGAAACUGCAAACCAGCUUAUCUCUAAAGAGCAUGACACCUGUGUUUGAGGGAUUACGGAGAGGGAAACAGGGAUGUGCAGAUGUGUAUGUGCUUGUUGGGAUUAUGUCCUAAGUAUACAGAAUUACACAGGUGUUGCAGCAGGAUUAUACAAAGUCUCCUGCUGAAUAUAGUGGCACUAUAGGAUUAAAGGAGAGGAACUCAAGAGAAGUGAAUGGCAGCACAUUAUCUUUCACAGAUUAACUCAGAUCAAGUGUGAUCACACGUGGGGUAUAAUUAAAUCAGCAGUUCCAGAGUUUGAGAGGGGUCAUAAUUAUUUUAGAGCUAAACUGAGGAUAGGUAGAAACAUUACCAAAAUUGUCUCUCAGCCCUUGUUGGAAUAACUUCAGUCCCUCAUUGUGGACUUUGAUCAGACCUGAAGUACUCAGAGUGACUAUUAAAGACUCUUAAAGCUCAUUCAGCUUCCAUAAUGAGACGCUCGAGCACAGAUGAGACUCCGUACCGGCGUAGUCCAUCUUUGGACAGUAAACCUGACACGCCACCGUUCACUUCUGGGUUUCACCGCUUCAGUGGAGAGUUUGAGUACAAGCGGCCGCCGUUCGCAUUUGGCUUCCACACAACUAAGGGGCCGCAAACGUCCAAGGGACGCUACGCACAGGGGAAGAAGUAUGUGGUGUUUUACCUGGACCUCUCCUUCAUAUUCCUCCUAGAACUGCGGCGCUGCAGGAUGGCCGAGGGUUGCAUGAUGGCCCUGCGCUAUGGAAUGGUCUUCUUCAAUCUUCUCUUCUGGUUGGGAGGAUGUGGCAUACUGGGGGUGGGAGUCUGGCUCUCAGUGACCCAGGGAAACUUUGCCACCCUAUCAUCAUCCCUUCCCUCCCUGUCAGCGGCCAACCUGCUCAUUGCAGUGGGGACCAUCAUCAUGGUGAUCGGCUGUCUAGGCUGUGUGGGAGCAGUCAAAGAGAGCCGUCCGCUCCUGUUGACGUUCUUCAUCCUCCUCCUGCUCAUCUUCUUCCUGGAGAUUCUGUCCAUCAUGCUUUUCUUCAUCUACCAAGACGAGAUUGAUCACUACGCCCAGAGAGAUCUGAAGAAGGGCCUUCAGCUCUUCGGCACAGAGGGCAACGUGGGUUUGACCAACGCCUGGAUGAUAGUACAAACUGAUUUUCGCUGCUGCGGAGUAACCAACCACACAGACUGGUUUGAAGUUUACAAUGCCAGUCGUGUACCAGACUCCUGCUGCUUGGAGUACAGUGACAACUGUGGCUUGGACAACCCAGGAACAUGGUGGACAGCGCCGUGCUACGAGCGGGUAAAGGACUGGCUUAAUGAGAACCUGGCAGCACUUUGGAUCUUCGCUCUAUGCACAGCACUUACUCAGAUCCUGGGCCUGGUCUUCUCUAUGACUAUGUUCUGUCAGGCGGUGAAAGUAGAAACCUUCUACGCCUAGCAAUUGAUCUUUCUGCCCUUCAGCACAUUUGGAUUGUUUCUCACCAGAGAGGGACAGAUAUAGACCCACCCUAAUCCUCCUUCUCCUCCUCCUCCUCCGCCUCCUCUUCCUCCUCCUCCCCCCAAGCAGACUCUUCUUUCCCAUGCUUGCCCUCUCUGUGACAUUCGCUCUCGGAUGUCACCAGUUCACAGUUUUUUCCGCUAACUAUCAACAAGCACAGUGUCAGUGUAAUACCUGAGUUGGUUCAUAUGGUUUGCUCUGUGUCAAAAGCUAAUUUCUGUGAUAUACAUUUGAUGAAGCAGUAUUAUGAACAUGUAUAAAAAAGAAAAAGUGUAACCCCUUUUUUAAUAUGUGCUUUCUUUUUAAAUUAUUUUAUGUUUUGUAUGUGUUUUCAAAAUGAGAGCUAACGUUGGGAAAGUGCACCGUGUGAAGUACUGCAAGUGCAUGUUCUCCUGCGAUGGUGUGUAAUAAAUGUUUUUGGCUCGACUAAA
Messenger RNA from Lates calcarifer (barramundi perch), 2899 nucleotides. It is a transcript of the gene tspan4a, whose product is annotated as tetraspanin 4a. NCBI's taxonomy places the organism in Eukaryota, Metazoa, Chordata, Actinopteri, Centropomidae. The record is from RefSeq and is a predicted model, not a curated record. The coding region runs from base 1434 to 2408 and encodes 324 amino acids. The transcript has 7 exons. Gene Ontology annotation, cellular component: membrane.